Messenger RNA from Didymella exigua CBS 183.55, 2319 nucleotides. RefSeq names its product Zn-dependent exopeptidase. The record is from RefSeq and is a predicted model, not a curated record. NCBI's taxonomy places the organism in Eukaryota, Fungi, Ascomycota, Dothideomycetes, Pleosporales, Didymellaceae. The coding region runs from base 1 to 2319 and encodes 772 amino acids. Gene Ontology annotation, molecular function: carboxypeptidase activity. The transcript has 2 exons.
AUGGCGACCGAGCACACGCCGCUGAUACAGACGGUCGAGGUGCGGCCGUACGUGCGCGAUCGCUAUCCGCACCACCGCCUGCGCUUCUGGUGCACGACGGCACUGUCUACGCUGAUGCUGGCCGGCGGUCUCGUCGCGGUCCUGCUGUUCGGCUUCGACUGGCAGGCCGAGUCCGAGAGCGACCUGUCGGCUCUGCACAAGCACGCACAGUCGCGGAAGAUCACCGAGGCUUGGUCGCGCCGCACCAGCCUCGACUACGAUGACCUGCAGGCGAUCCUGCUCGAGACGCCCGACGCCGAACGUGCGCGCGAGUGGAGUGAGUACUACACCAGCGGGCCGCAUCUGGCCGGCAAGAACCUGACGCAGGCGCUGUGGACCAAGGAGCGCUGGCAGGAGUUUGGCAUCGAGAGCAGCAUUGUCGACUACGAUGUCUACAUCAACUACCCCGCGGGCCACCGCCUGGCUCUGCUGGAGAAGGACGUGGUCAAGUUCGAGGCGCGACUCGAGGAGAACGUGCUCAGCAAGGACAGGGCGAGCCAGUCGGCCGACAGGGUCCCCACCUUCCACGGCUACAGCGCGUCCGGCAACGUCACUGCCGGCUAUGUGUUUGUCAACUACGGCACGUACCAGGACUUUGAGGAUCUGAAGGCCGCGAACAUUGACCUCGAGGGCAAGAUUGCGCUGGCCAAGUACGGCGGCGUCUUCCGUGGCCUGAAGGUCAAGCGUGCGCAGGAGUGCGGCAUGGUCGGCGUAGUCAUGUACAGCGACCCUGGCGAUGACGGCGAUGUCACCGAGAAGAAUGGCAACAAGACCUACCCAGACGGCCCGGCACGCGAGCCCAGUAGCGUCCAGCGAGGCAGUGUGCAGUUUCUGAGCUUCGCUCCCGGCGACCCAACGACACCAGGCUACCCAUCCAAGCCCGGAGUUCCGCGGGUGCCUGCGGACCACGCCAUUCCCUCGAUUCCUUCCCUUCCCAUCUCGUAUGAAGACGCACUUCCCCUGCUCAAGGCCCUGAAUGGCCAUGGACCAGAGGCCUUCUCGUUCAGCAAGUCGUGGCAUGGCGGCGGCCUCGACUACAAGGGCGUCGAAUACAACAUCGGCCCCUCCCCAUCGGGCCUCACCCUUAACCUCGUCAACGAGCAAGAGUACGUCACAACACCCCUCUGGAACGUCAUCGGUAUCAUCAACGGCACCAUUCCCGACGAAGUCAUCGUCAUGGGCAAUCAUCGCGACGCCUGGAUCGCCGGCGGCGCAGCCGACCCCAACAGCGGCUCCGCCGCCUUCAAUGAAGUGAUCCGCAGCUUUGGCAUCGCUCUUCAAUCGGGCUGGAAACCUCUCCGUACUAUCGUCUUCGCCAGCUGGGAUGGCGAGGAGUACGGGCUCAUUGGCAGCACCGAGUGGGUCGAGGAAUUUCUCCCCUGGCUCUCCGGAUCCGCAGUCGCCUACCUGAACGUCGACGUGGGCGCGGGGGGGCCAUCAUUCAAACUCUCUGCCGCGCCGCUGCUCAGCCGCCUGGUACAGGACGUGCUCCCGCUCGUCGCAUCGCCCAACCAGACUGUUCCCGGUCAGAGUGUAAACGACACGUGGGACCAGCACAUCGCCACCAUGGGCUCCGGGAGCGAUUUCACAGCCUUCCAGGACUUCGCAGGCAUCCCGAGUAUCGACAUGGGCUUCGGCGAGGGCCUGAACGACCCCGUGUAUCACUACCACAGCAACUACGACUCCUUCGAUUGGAUGAAUCGAUUCGGCGACCCCGGGUUCCAGUAUCACGCCACUAUCGCACGCAUCUGGGCGCUCGUCGCCGCAAAGCUCGUCGAGACACCGGUCCUGCAGCUCUCAGCAAGCGACUAUGCGACAGGCCUGGACAAGUACAUCGACUCUGUGAAGGCAAAGGCAAAGCAGAGCGAAUGGAAGGCGGAGGAACAUGUCUUCCAGCCCCUCGAGCACGCAGCAUCCCACUUCUCCUUCGCAGCCGCGAUCCACGACGGCCUCGCUGCGCAAUUGCUGGAUGACUACUACAAUCUCUCUAUCCCCUGGUGGAAGCCCUGGCUGCGCCUGCGCCUCCUCCUCGCGAUCCGCAACGCGAACACAAAGUACAAACUUCUCGAGCGCAAGUUUCUGCACCCCGAGGGCCUGGAUGAGCGACCGUGGUUCAAGCACAUUGUUUUCGCGCCGGGCAAGUGGACGGGCUACGCGGGCGCAACUUUUCCCGGCAUUGUCGAGGGCGUGGAUGAGCGCGAUGCCGUGAAGGUGCAGAGGUGGGUUGGCAUCGCGGCGGGGAUCAUCGAUGCGGCUGCGGAUUUCCUCGAGAAGGAGUAG